Salarias fasciatus (jewelled blenny) is the source of this 1230-nucleotide messenger RNA. It is a transcript of the gene oaz1a, whose product is annotated as ornithine decarboxylase antizyme 1a. Gene Ontology annotation, molecular function: ornithine decarboxylase inhibitor activity. Gene Ontology annotation, biological process: positive regulation of protein catabolic process. The record is from RefSeq and is a predicted model, not a curated record. NCBI's taxonomy places the organism in Eukaryota, Metazoa, Chordata, Actinopteri, Blenniiformes, Blenniidae. Gene Ontology annotation, cellular component: cytoplasm; nucleus.
UCUUUUUCCAGCUUUCCGCCCGACUCCGAGCACAGAGACGACCGAGGAGGCUGCUGGUGUGGACGCUGGCCGGAUGGUUAAAUCCAACCUACAGACGAUUUUGAAUAGUCAUUGUUUUGUUAGAGAAAAAGAGAGAAACUUACCCGAGAUGCCUGUUAUCGAGCAGUCCAAUAAUAAACCUGAAAGUGAAAGAAUCUCCAGUCCCAGGAGGUGCUCCCGCUGUUGCAGUAACCUGUGUCCGGGGCCUCUGUGGUGUUCCGAUGCCCCUCUCCCACCCCUGAGGAUCCCAGGUGGGCGAGGGAAUGACCAGCGGGAUCACAAUCUUUCAGCUAAGCUACUAUACUCUGAUGAUCAGUUGCUCGUUUAUGAGGAGCCUCUGCCUGCUAACGGCAGAGUGCGCUUCUUACUCAUUGAGCCCCGUCGCUCUGAAGCAAAGGACAGCGUAUGGAGGGCAGCACUGAAAGGGGGCAACCUGUAUGUUGAAAUCCCACCUGGACCUUUGCCAGAGGGCAGCAAAGACAGUUUCACCCUCCUGCUGGAGUUUGCAGAAGAGCAGCUGCAGGUUGAUCAUGUGUUCAUCUUUAUCCACAAGCGCAGAGACGAUCUAGCUCCCAUGCUGCGAACCUUCAGUUUCCUGGGCUUUGAGAUUGUGAGACCGGGUCAUCCCCUCAUCCCUUCCCGCCCUGACGCCCUUUUUAUGGGUUACAACAUUGAGCGUGACUCCUCUGAUGACGAAUAAAUGACGCUGAGCAGUUACAAAUGUUUGUUGUUCUUAUUUUAAGUCCGUACCACACAUCUUUAUAUUUUUUGGGAAUUGGUUACAUUGUCCAACAUCACUGUGGUUGAGGGUUCUUGUCGUAGGAUUUUCGUUGUUGUUUUACCUACCAUGUGCUGUGUUUCUAUAUUUGCACUAGGGUAAGAUGUUAAUAUACCAAGAAUGUAAAGCAAGCCACACAAUACCUGGGCAACGCAUCCUCGCCACUAUUACUCUCCUUGAUAUGUAGUGUUAAAUCACUGUUCACCCUCAAUGAACUCCAGUCAUCUCCCUAGUAUGUAGUAGUAUUUAUGAUGAAUUGAAAUCAUAGUCAUGUAAGUAGAUAUAUGUUAAUAGAAAUUAUCAGUUGACAUUGAUUUUUUUAUUGUGUGCAUGAUUUUAAUUUGUGUUGUUCCACUCGAUAGGAAAACCUGCAUGUUGUAACUGUACUAAAUAAAAUUGCUCACCCCUAUACA